AAUGGAACUCCCAGUAACAACAUUUUGGCCGAGCAAUGUAUCAGUAGACGCCCCCACAACUGCUUCCAUUUAUAUGACGACCAUUCCAGUAUCCCCUCCAACGUACACAUACAAAGUCACGGAGAAUUCUAUAGCCUGUCUCAUCAUAGAGGGACGCUUCCAACUAAUUGUGUCUUAUAUGAAAUGGGAUAAUGGAAUUGCCAAAAAAAUUGUAGAUGUCCCAGAGAGUAGUAAUGUUAGAGUAACAGGAUCAUGUGCUGAUGAACAGGACAUCACUUCCAGUCUUACCAUAACAACAGAACAUGCAGAAAUUAGAUCCUUGACAUUUAAUUUUCAAAUCAUAGAAGGCAUAUCUUAUCUGGUAUCCCUGUCUGCAGAAGUUAAUGUUAAAAUGUUCCCAGAUGUCAUGUUAAACCCUUAUCCGAAAUGUAGGUAUCGCACCGAAAGCAUAUGA
This is a messenger RNA of Saccostrea cuccullata (small rock oyster), 454 nucleotides long. RefSeq lists its product as uncharacterized. NCBI's taxonomy places the organism in Eukaryota, Metazoa, Mollusca, Bivalvia, Ostreida, Ostreidae. The transcript has 2 exons. Bases 2 to 454 code for a protein of 150 amino acids. The record is from RefSeq and is a predicted model, not a curated record.